Molecule: messenger RNA, 1836 nt
Organism: Wyeomyia smithii (pitcher-plant mosquito)
Lineage: Eukaryota; Metazoa; Arthropoda; Insecta; Diptera; Culicidae
Exons: 3
Coding region: 1-1836 (611 amino acids)
Source: RefSeq, a predicted model, not a curated record
AUGCGGGAUAGUGCCGCUACAGCCAUAGAAGCUUUCCUGCAGAAUAUAGACGUUAAAGCUACAACUAGUCUUUUAUUUGUUGGAGACUACAACAAUUCUUGGCGACGAGGAUGGGAUAAAGAAGGUUACUGCUCAUCCGCUGAAUCAAAAUCAAAGCCAGCAAAGAAGUUCGAAAAACAAAAGUACAAGGCAUUUGUGAAGUCCAAAGGAAUUUCAGUGAAACGCAUCGAUCUUCAAGGGAAGAGGAAAUACGUUAUUGUUGGAAUCAAUGGCAAAGAAGCUGUCCUUCAGUUAGAUUGCGCUUCUGAUAUCACCAUUAUUUCUACGCAGACCUGGGAGGCGAUAGGCAAACCAGCCAUCAGAGAAACUGACAUAACCGCCAUCAGCGCUUCCGGAGACAAGAUUAACAUGGCUGGUGAGUUCCUUGCAGACAUAACCAUCCGAAGCGUGACAAAAGCUGGCAUUGUCUAUGUGUCAUCAAGCCCGGAUUUGAAUGUCCUUGGAAUUGAAACAAUCGAUCUAUUCCAUCUAUGGUCGAUUCCUUUCAACUCACUGGUCAAUGCUGUGCAUCAGAAGCCGGAAGACAUUGAGCAAAAGCUGCGUACGAAGUUCCCGGAAGUGUUCCAGAGCACACUUGGCCGGUGUACCAAGGCAAAAGUUAAACUCUACCUGAAGCCCAACGUCCGUCCCGUGUACUGUCCCAAGAGACCAGUUGCAUAUGCUGCUCUUCCCAAGGUGGAUAACGAACUUCAACGUCUUCAGGACAAGGGAAUUAUCUCACCAGUGAAGUUUUCCGACUGGGCAACUCCAAUAGUAGUGGUCCGUAAGUCAGACAACGUUUCCGUCCGUAUCUGUGGCGACUAUUCUACAGGGUUAAACAAUGCGCUAGAAUCAGAUGCCCAUCCGCUACCACAUCCAGAUGAUAUUUUUGCUGAUCUAGCUGGCUGCCGUUAUUUCUCCCAACUCGAUUUUUCUGAUGCGUACCUGCAAGUCGAGAUUGAAGAGGAAUCACAAAAGUAUCUGACGAUAAACACUCAUCGAGGACUGUUCAAAUACAACCGUCUGCCGCCUGGAAUCAAGUCCGCUCCUGGUGCCUUCCAAAGGAUUAUUGACAGUAUGGUCGCUGGUAUUCCUGGAGUAAAACCGUAUCUAGACGAUAUCAUGAUUUCUGGUAAGACAAAAGAAGAACACAAUCGAAGCCUUCAUGAGGUCCUGGAGCGGAUCAAAACGUACGGUUUUCAUCUGAAGAUCAAAAAAUGUCGAUUUGGUCUAUCACAAAUUAAGUUCCUAGGCCAUAUCAUCGACAAAGACGGCUUACGACCUGAUCCCGCGAAGACAACCGCAAUUUCGCAAAUGCCAGCUCCAACCAACGUAUCACAGCUUCGAUCGUAUCUUGGAGCUAUCAAUUAUUAUGGGCGUUUUGUCAAGCAGAUGAAAGAGCUAAGAGCACCCAUGGAUUAUUUACUGAAACAAAACGUGAAAUGGGAAUGGACUACGAACUGUCAGAAGUCGUUCGACAAGUUCAAAAUGCUGCUCACUUCCGACUUGUUGCUGACACAUUUUGACCCGAACAAAGAAAUCAUCGUCGCAGGUGAUGCAUCCAAAAAUGGCUUGGGCGCUGUUAUUAUGCAUCGUUUUCCGAAUGGAUCAGUGAAGGCUAUUUCGCACAUUUCAAGAUCUCUAACUCCUGCGGAGCAAAAUUACGGCCAGAUAGAAAAAGAAGCUUUGGCACUGGUUUUUGCUACUGAUCACCAACCACUUCUUAAGGUGUUCGGGAGCAAAAAAUGUAUUCCGGUAUACACGUUAACCGGCUUCAACGCUGGGCGCUUACGUUAA